AGUAACAGCUAGCGACUUUCUAACUUCAAGAUGACUGAACUGUUGCUUUUUCGGAGAUGUUGUACACUGUGAUCGAGACAAAUGACCUGUUAAUUACGAUAACAAUGAGUGUUUGUUCAGGUUUUAGACAUCUUAUUUUGUUGUUCAUCAACCUCUGUGAAUGACAAGUUCGUAAUUGAAGUCUGUCACACUUAAUUUGGGUCGCGAGCUCGAGGACUUUUACUCCUGUUAGUUCUAGAUCACUAACGCGCGCUAGCUAGCUAAACUAUUUAUUUGCUGGCUAAAGGAAUAAGCUAAUGUUGGAGGUCUUAUUACAAGGUUUAUCAUGUCAAAAGGAGAUGGAGAAGACUUCGUUGUUAAGUUUGUAGACGUCAAUGGACGAAAGACGGACCUUGCUGUCAAGGCCUAUGAGGCCAUCAUGGAGCUCCAGUCAGAGAAGCACUUGAAGACCAUUGAUGAGGAGGCGGCGUUACAGCUGGACCAUAAUGACAAGUCUCUGUUCGUCUUCAGUAACUUCUCCACCCCAGCCUUCCACCACUGUAAAAAGCUGGGCUGUCGAGUGGUGAGUCCACUAGUGGUGCACUUCUGCCUGCAGCACCAGCGCUGUGUGCCCAAAGCAGAGCAACCCGUCUACAACAUGGCCAUGGCUGAUAUCACUAUCUCCUGCACCAGUCUGGACAAGGAGGCUAGGGCUGAUGUGAUGGAUCUGGUGCAGCUGAUGGGAGGGAUGGUCUACCGGGACCUCAACGUGUCCGUCACUCACCUGGUCGCCGGGGAGGUCGGCAGCAAGAAGUACCUGGUGGCCGCCAGCCUGGGGAAGCCCAUCGUACUGCCCACCUGGGUCAAAACCUGCUGGGAGAAAUCACAGGACAGCCUGUUCAGACACACUGACCUGCCCAUAGAGGACUAUGUGUGCCCUGUGCUCCGCGGCUGCACCGUCUGUGUCACAGGCCUCUCCACAGUGGAGCGUAAGGAGGUACAGAGGCUCUGCCAGCAGCACGGUGCCAGCUACACAGGACAGCUCAAGAUGAACGAGUGCACCCACCUCAUUGUCAGCAAACCCUCUGGUCAAAAGUACGAGUAUGCACAGAAGUGGAAUGUCUUCUGUGUAUCUCUGCACUGGCUGUUUGACAGCAUCGAGAAGGGCUUCUGCCAGGACGAGAGCCACUACACCUCCACCCCCACCGCCACCAGCAAGAAGAAAGAGGAGUUUCUGUUGGGGUUGAGUCACAUUUCUGUGAACACCAGCAUGACAGUGGAUGACACGGCGAUGACCAAUGCCACGGUCAGCCGUCUGGACACUCCAGAUCCCAUUGAUGCUCUGGACAUCACAGUUUGCCCCACAGACGACCUGCUGGACGGCUGCAAGCUGUACCUGUGUGGGCUGCCAGGGAAGCGGCUGGAGAAGCUGCGUCGGCUGAUCAACAUAGCCGGGGGCCUGCGCUUAAAUCAGCCCAGCAAGGACCUCACCCACGUGGUCAUGGGAGACCAAGACGAAGACACCAAAACCUUCCUGGCCAAAGCCACACACAGGCCUCAUGUGGUGACUGUGCAGUGGCUGCUGGACAGCUUCUCCAGAGGCAGCCUGCUCCCCGAGGGGGACUACCAUCACCUGGCCUGUCUGCCUCCCGCCCCUGCAGCUAUGGCCAUGCCUGCCCCCCGCACCUCCGCCUCCCACCCCUCUUCCACCUCCUCAGCCGCCCCCCCUGCUACCCCCCGACACAAGAAGGCCGAGGAGGACAUGCUAUCUCAGUACAUGGAUGAUGACCAGAGAGUGGUGGAGAUGCCUCCUCCAGCUGACAGUAACAGCCACAGAAGGCAGAGUGCUGCAGCGCCAGAGCCUUGGUUCUCAGCCCCAGACCAGUCUAAUACUGCAGACGGGGAUGGGGCCGGUGCUGACACCACCCUGCAGGAGGCCAGCAAGGCGGGCCUGUUUGCGGGAAAACGCUUCCUCCUGUUGGGCUUCGGGGCUGAGGUGGAGGCCCAGCAUUCCAUGCUGGUGACGGAGAACUGUGGGAAGGUGCUGGUGGGGCACACGCGGGUGGUGGUUGACUACACUGUGGUGCCCCUGUUUGGCUGUGAGGUAGAGGCCACUGUGGAUGAGGUGGUCACUGAUACCUGGCUGGCAAUGUGUGUGGAGCAGCAGUGUAUGUUAGAGCUGGGCUCCCACGCCCUUUUCAGCCCUGUGCCAGUGAUAGAGGGCUGCUCCCCGCUCAGAGACUGUGUCCUCUCAGUCAGCCAGUUUACUGGGGCAGAGAGGGAGUCCCUGGUAGAGCUAGCCAAACACCUGGGAGCCAGUGUCCAGGACUACUUUGUGCGCAUGGUCAACCAAAGGAACGGCAUGCUGGCCAGUACCCACCUAGUGCUGCAGAGCCCCGAGGGCACCAAGUACCAGGCGGCCCAGAAGUGGGGGCUGCCUGCCGUCACCCUGCGCUGGGUGCUGGAGUCUGCCAGGACGGGCCGGAGGGCAGAGGAGGGGCACUUCCUGGUGGACUUGCCUCCUUCUCCAGAGAGAGAAGAGGAGAGUUUUGUGGGGGGCCCCCAGAAGCAUUCCAUGCUCCCCCCCCUGUCCCGUAUCAAGUCCCCAGAGAUCCCCUUGCUGGGCCCCCAGAGGGGGGCAGCAGUCACCCCCCUGGACAUGGGCCGCUUCCAGAGUAAGGUGUUCCGCUCCGUGCUGGAACAAGGCCUGCCAGAGAAGGACUGUACCACCCUGAGAGGCCAGGAGGGGGGCAGGAAAGCAGGGGGGCAGAAAGACUCCCCGGCGCUGCAGUUGGACACUCCCUCCCGCUUCCUUUGCCGAGACCAGCUCUUCAGACCCACCUUCAACGUCAAGGAUGCGUUAGCGGCGUUGGACACGCCAGGGGGCAGGACUCAGCAGGGUCAGGCCACGACCCCGCUGUCAGAGGUCAUCAGGAGGAACCUGAAGGUGGCCCUGGCCAACAGCACCCACAGCCACACCCCUGACCUCCAGGCUCUCACAGCUAGCCCCCAGCUUAGCAAGGAGACACACAGAGAGGUGGAGGAGCAGGAGGCUGCUCCCCUGGCUGGCAUGAUGAUCUGCGUAAGUAAGAAACUGAGCAAGAAGCAGGGAGAGCUCAAUGCCAUCGCUGCCUCACUAGGAGCUGACUUCAGGUGGUCGUGUGACGACACGGUGACUCACUACAUCUAUCAGGGUCGUGUGGGGGACAACACGCGGGAGUACAGGGCUGUGAAGGAGAGAGGGGUGCAUGUGGUGUCCCAGCACUGGCUGCAGGCGUGUGCUGAGGUUCAGAGGCACGUGUCUGAGUCUCUCUACCCGUUCACCUACAACCCCAAAAUGAGCCUGAACCUCAGCCAGGUGCCUCCUGACAGUAGCCAGAGGUCUCCCCCUGCCACCCGUACCUCACAACUUGGAGACCUCACUGAGGCCCAAAAGAACAAGCCUGAAGACAAUGCAGUGGAAGACGCCACUAUUUCCCACCGCAUCAGUGAAGGAGAGACUGACACAGAGCAGGGCCAGGACAAUGCAGAGAGAGACCUGUCUGAAACCCUGGAGAUGAGGGAGAAACUCCAGAGGCAACUGCAGGAGAUCAUGUCAGCCACCAAGAUGACUACUGGCCGGCUCUCCUCGGCCCGCCUCACCCGCCAGUGCUCCGGGGAGUCCGACUCUCAACCCCAUACCCCCGACAGGCAGGCCCGCAUGGGCCGCAACGCAACCGGCCGACACACCCUGGAGGCACUGAGGAUGUCUCGUCAGGCAGCCGUGGACCUGAACACAGAGCCGUCUCAGAGUGAGCAGAUCGUGUGGGACGAUCCCACAGCCCGGGAGGAGAGAGCCAAGCUGGCUGACAACCUGCAGUGGCCCAUCAGCUCCUCCCAGCACUCUGAACCCCUAGCUGUACCCCUCUCCCACUCUGACCACGCCGGACACACCCUCAGGGACUCCAUGACCGACUCUGAGCUGGUGGAAAUGGCGGUGUGUGAUGUCACUGACCAGCAGAUGGGUCAGAGAGUGAUGACCCUGCUAGUGGAGAAGCCAGAGCCUGACCUCCUCACCCCUAUAUCCCCUAGCAUCGCCUUCCCUCUCGCCAACUCUCCCGUGCCCCCAGAGCCACAGACUGAAGAGGAGAGUGUGGCGGAGAAGAAGCCUCCUCGAUUCCAGCUGUCCUCCCUUAUCCCCCAGGAGAGGAUAGACUACACCGCCCUCAUAGACGAGCUGGGUGGUGUGGUGCUGGACAAGCAGUGCUUUGACCCCAGCUGCUCCCACAUCAUUGUGGGGACCCCUCUGAGGAAUGAGAAGUACCUGGCAGCCAUGGCCGCGGGGAAGUGGAUCCUGCACCGCUCCUACCUGGAGGCCUGUCGCUCCGUGGGACACUUCAUCCAGGAGGAUGAGUAUGAGUGGGGCAGUAGCUCCAUCCUGGAUGUGCUACCGUCCAUCAGCUCCCAGCAGAAGAGGCUGGCGUUGGCCGCCAUGCGCUGGAGGAGGAACCUGCAGGACCGCAAUGACCAGGAGGGAUCGUUCAGCGGUUGGACCGUCAUGCUGAACAUCGACCAGACCAGAGAGUCAGGGUUCAGACGACUCCUGCAGUCUGGUGGAGCAAAGGUUCUCCCCAGGCCCUCUCCAUCUCUGUACAAGGAAACCACCCACCUGUUUGCAGAGUUCAGUCGGUUGAAGCCAGGAGACUUCCGGGUGGACGUGCCAGAGGCCAUGUCCCAGGGGGUCAAAUGCCUAAAGCCAGAGUUCAUUGCAGACUACCUCAUCCAGGAGCCUAUUCCACCAAUAGAGAUGUACUAUCUGCCUGAAGCUGCCCAAUGUCUGCCAGCGGGCACAGAUGCCAGCCGCGCCACACCCUCCCACAAGCGCAAAGCAUCAGGAGAUUCCUCAAAGUUGAAGAAGACUCGCCUCAAGUAAAAACAUUGUCAUUUAGAGCUUUGGUGUCAACUAGUAAAUUCCAUCAUUUUAGAAAUGCCCCUGCAAGCCAUUAUGAUAUGUCUGUAAAUAAAUAAAAAUGUUAGUUGUAUGAAAAUAAAAUGUAUU
Molecule: messenger RNA, 5017 nt
Organism: Salvelinus namaycush (lake trout)
Lineage: Eukaryota; Metazoa; Chordata; Actinopteri; Salmoniformes; Salmonidae
Product: DNA topoisomerase 2-binding protein 1-A-like
Exons: 27
Coding region: 326-4891 (1521 amino acids)
Biological process (GO): DNA replication initiation; mitotic G2 DNA damage checkpoint signaling; mitotic DNA replication checkpoint signaling
Source: RefSeq, a predicted model, not a curated record